AUGGAACGAACCGACAUUGCUCUUGCUCGAGUGAAUUUUCUCCGGAAAGUCAAAAAAAUUACAAAUUGGGACAAAGUUGACUUUCUAGACGAGACAUGGCUAAACGCCAAUCAUACCGUAUCCAAAGCUUGGACCGAUGAUACGACACAAUCGACCACCAAAGUACCCGAAGGCAAAGAUAAUUUGAAGGAGCCACAUUAUAUAAUUAUGGAUAACGCCCCAUAUCACUCGGUCCAAAAGCACAAACCACCAACUUCAGCAAACAGGAAGUUAGAAAUAAUUGCAUGGCUUCAAGAAAAAGGAAUAGAGGCCAAUGAAACAAUGCUUAAAAACGAAUUGUUGAGACUAGUUGGUCUGCACAAACCCAGCACACCAACGUAUGUCUUAGAUGACAUAGCCCAAGAAAAGGGUCACAACGUCAUAAGACUGCCUCCAUAUCACUGCCAGUAUAAUCCGAUCGAGCUUAUCUGGGCCCAAGUAAAAGGUUACGCUGCUAGAUCUAACAUAACACCACCUUUUACGGCAAAUAAAAUGCUGCAGUUACUAAACACUGCGGUAAAAAAUGUAUCUGCAGAAGAUUGGAAAAAGGAGGUUACCAAAUGCAGAAAAUUAAUGGAAGAAGAUUGGGAGCGGGACGUUCGAUUUGAUAAUAUUUGUGACCAAGAGUUCAUUAUAAAUUUAAAAGAUUGCUCUAGCGAUUUUGAAAGUGAUUCGGAAAUUGAUUUGGGGUGUACUCCUUUGGAAUAA
Molecule: messenger RNA, 747 nt
Organism: Melitaea cinxia (Glanville fritillary)
Lineage: Eukaryota; Metazoa; Arthropoda; Insecta; Lepidoptera; Nymphalidae
Exons: 3
Coding region: 1-747 (248 amino acids)
Molecular function (GO): nucleic acid binding
Source: RefSeq, a predicted model, not a curated record